UCAUCAAUCCUUCUCCAAUCCGAAUCGUCCAACGGGGUGAGGAUCUCACAGACAUUGCCAAAGCGUCCUCUUCACGGAACCAGACGGCAAUCAUGACCAAGUUCACUUUCGCCAACUCCUCCGAGAAGGUACCCGGUGAUGGGAUCCUCCCCGCCCAGUUCUCCAUCAGAGCGGCCCCUUCAACAGAUGCUUGGUCCAAACCUCCAUCCACAGACACUUUCACUGCGCCGAUUUUAUACCGGAGUGUUCCGUUGAAGUCGUUCAAACGAGUCAGAGUCGCCUUCAACGCAGUCUGGCAGCAGAACUAUGACCAGGGUGGACUCAUCCUUGUCCUCAACGGUGCGGGAGGUACCCGGAAAUGGGUCAAGACUGGCAUCGAACUCACUCGUGGCCGACCUCACCUGAGUACCGUCACCAAAGACAACUGGGCGGAUUGGAGUCUGCAGCUUGUCCCAUCAGGAGGUGGAGCGGCGACGCUAGAGCUGGUGCGAGAGUCAGACAACAGCCUGUGGAUUUAUCUUGUGGAAGGCAUCCAGAAAUCCCCUCUUCGGGAGGUCACCUGGGUGUUUGAGGAAUCGGAUGUUCAAGAUUUCUGGGUCGGGCUCUAUGCAGCACGGCCUUCGAAAGAGGGGGAGGACUUGGUGGUGAACUUUGGCCAUCUGAUACUCGACACGUCCGAUUAAUGGGUCGCGUUGUGUGCAAAUGUAUCUUAUACAUGAUGUUCAUGGUGGUCAUGUCAUCUAUAUCCUGUCCAGAUUUGAAUUGGUAGUCAUAUAUACCUGGGAUCGGUAUCUCUUGGCAGUCCAUAGGAUGUUCAUACUUCGAAAAUGGAUUCAAGACACCUACCAAAAAGGAUUGAUACAAUGCAAUUUCUCUUCCAGACCGUAAGCACACGUAGGGCUGGAAGUUGCAAGCAUGUAUUAGCGGUCCUCGAUGUGUGCUGGGAUUACAUUCGAGCGUACUGGGGAUGAUUGCCAAUCAUA
Molecule: messenger RNA, 983 nt
Organism: Aspergillus welwitschiae
Lineage: Eukaryota; Fungi; Ascomycota; Eurotiomycetes; Eurotiales; Aspergillaceae
Exons: 1
Coding region: 93-683 (196 amino acids)
Source: RefSeq, a predicted model, not a curated record